UUAAAGCCUACAUAUAUGUUUUUGGGCACGUUUUGUUAGCGAGCACCUAUGAAAGCUGGCACGGCACACGAGUCGGCGGGUUUCCAGCACCACACACGACUGCCUCUUUCUCCCUAGUGGCGAUGUUCACACACCGCACCGUCUACAAAUCUUGAGGCUGAGACGACCUAGAUAAUCGUCACUGGUGUUGGCCGUGUGCUGGAAUUGAACUCGGGAAGACGGGUUCGUAUAGCGCAACCACUACGAUACCACUCCACCUGCCCAACACACACACACAUAACAAGGGGCGCGUACACUUCAAACAGACACGUGGCUCGAACACAACACAUAACACCAACACAACAUCAUACUCACACAUACACCUCCACACACACGACUCCCACACACACACACACAACACCAACACAACAUCAUACUCACACAUACACCUCCACACACACGACUCCAACACAAUACACACACAACACCAACACAACAUCAUACUCACACAUACACCUCCACACACACGACUCCAACACAAUACACACACAACACCAACACAGCAUCAUACUCACACAUACACCUCCACACACACGACUCCAACACACACACACACAACACCAACACAGCAUCCUACUCACACAUACACCUCCACACACACGACUCCAACACAACACAACACCAACACAACAUCAUACGCACACGAACACCUCCAGCGCAAUACAAGCACAAAGGGCUCUUUGAUAUUUUAUUCCGAUUUGGACCUCUGCUUGUGACCACUAAGGUCGUACUCACUUUGUAAAUGUUGUGGCUUUGCUCUCCAACACACACUUCUUGAUUUUAAGCUUUCGUGACUGCAGGAAUCCAUACUCUUCGGUUCUUUCGGUAAAGUCACGUAGGUAGAAAAUAAAAUAAAUCACGACGUUUCGGGCGCAACACAAGCGUCCAUCAUCAGGUGGGAAAGCAUGGUCUGCUGCUGAGGAAUGUUUUGUUAACGUGACAAACCUUACUAAUUGGCCGUGAUGGGUGGUGGGUGGUUGAAUUAAACAUAUAUUUACGCAAUCUAACCCCUGUAUUAUAGUGUUUAUGCUGUUCGUCUUUUGGCGUUCCAUUGCUCGACAUCACUGGUGAGACAAAGCCAUUGCAAAGUCUGUAUCUCUGAUGCAAGUCAAUACGUUUCAAGGAGAACGAAUAGCAUUAUUAUCAAGUAUGUUUGUUUGCAUUGUUUUACCACAAGUAUGUGUGGUUAAUGCAUACUUCACACCUCGUAAUAAAAGGUGUCUAUUGUAUUUGAACAUCGGAACACCUGCAUUAUUGCCUGUUAUAAUUUUGUAUUGUCAAAUUACCAUGAGUUCUCAAGAGUAUAUAUGUUGAACAGUGCAAGUCUAGAAAGGCAUGCAAUCAAAAAUGAAGUAAACAAAUAAAACAAGCAAACAGACUUCAAACUAAAACACUUCAAGUGCUGUCGUGAGCCCCACACACACAGGAUCGUCCAGCGAGGUUUAACUCUUCACAGGGAUGGCGCGGUCAUCUCCAGAGACGAUGCUCAGCGCGCUCACGACGGAAUGCAAGGUCGUUGUUAAUGUCACCAACAACUCCAGAUACACUCUCUCCGAGCCACGAUUCUUCCUGAAGUCAGGAAUUUCCCAGUUCCCACCUAACGAACCCAUAACGCCGAGAAGAUGCGCGGUGUACGGAUUCCGCAAGAUGAGUUCCGACGUUAAAGGCUGCCACGGCAUCCUGGGCCUGCGCUUCAAGGGGACCGACGAAUAUUUGGUGCUGCUCUUCAAAAACCCGCUUUUGUAUCAACGCAGGAAGCUCGCCCUCUCCAUGGAGAACUGUGCCGGCGUUUGCGACAUGGACUUGCGGAAGCUGAGAGAGAUGACGAGGCAAGAGGCGACUGCGGACGGCAGAUUCGCGUGGUCGCGUGCAGGCCCCGACUGCGUGGUAGUGAAGAGCGAAGUACUCAGAGUUCGAGUCGAGGCAAAGAUGUCCGCAUGUCACGAGGCCAUCGCGCACGUGACGGUGAUGAAUGAUGGCGUGGACGAGCCGCGUGGGAAGAGUCCCAGGAUCAAACACUUGAUUAAGAUAUUUGAGAAUGACGCGUGCGCGGAUAAUUGAGCCAAUUGUGCAUUGAAAAUGCCAAAAUAUGCGCUGACGUAUGUACAGAUGUACGUUGAACUUCUUUCGCGCCGUACGUAGCCGACGUGCAGAGGAAAGACAAUAAUGCACGCAAAAAAAGCAACGGGUCAUUAAAUAAAUCCACCUUUUGUACGUGUGCAUUUGCAAGCCCUUUGUCAGUCUACGACUGGAUGAAGGCCUCCUCAUUCCGUAGCUGGGAACCAGACUUAGUUGGGCGGAUUCAUAAUAGCAUGCAUGCGCGAGCCACAUCCCUUCAUUCUGUACCUCCACAUUAAAAUAAAAGAGUUCCGAUCACUAUCGGUCUAUUGACCUUCCAGACUUCCGCUAACCAGUAGCAUGUCUUACACUCUAGAUAGCUUCCUGCUUUCCGGGCCUCAUCAAAUGAGUUUUGAUACAAUAUAAUGGUUGUUUAUCCUAAGAGGGUCCCCUACGUUUGAAGGGAUUAUUCUAACCAAUGUCAUUAUGUAGAACAGCAACGUUUUACAAGCACGCAAGUCUACCCCAGUUCAAAGUAUCCUAAAGUCAUGUUCUACUGGUUAACAUAAGUCCAGACUCUAGAAAACCAUAGGCAUAAUAGACUAAAUAUAGGUGUUUUUUAUGUGCAGGUGCAGUGCAGAAAUGGAAAUAUUUGUUCAACUUAUGCGCAAAAAAGCCCACAAAUUUCUUCAGUAAACGUCAAGUAAAAAAACAACGCAUCCCAUUAGAUAUUACGUUUGAUUUUGAAACAAUAUUACACAUAAGCCAUUCACAUCUUGAAAUCGCUGUGGUUCUCCACUUAUAACAGUGAGAGUGAAAUGUAAUACAUAUGCCAAGAGCUUUCUUCUCUGAAACUCUAGCUGUCUCUCAGAUGAUGGGCCCUGGCUCCAUUGGUGAUGGACCAUGUACAUUUAGGCGGUCCCUGGCCACAAAUGAAAGCUCAAAGACGUGGCUUAUUAUGUGGGAAUUUAUAUUGGCAGCCAAAUAAUCUAAACACAUGAUACUGAUUCUAAAUGUGGAGGGGAAAACCAGAGGGCCCUGAUAAAAAUCCAUUCCAUCACAGGGAGGAACACGCAAACCCCAAAUAUACAGCCAUCGUCAGGGUCGGAAUCGAACUCCAUGAGAAUGGUUGGCUAUGUAUGGUGCGAAACAUUUUCAACAUUCAUUUGUGGCCAUGUUGAUUCUGAACAAGAGCUACAGCAUCGAGAAAAAAAAGUGUGAACCCCAAUGAUUAUUAUGGAAAUUCCAUAGUUUUACCUUGAUAGCCUUUUUGAAUCAAAAUCGUUCUUUUCUUAAAUAUCCAAAAGGGUUUAUAUUAACAAAUUCCAUUUAUUAUGAAACAAAAUGAUGUAUGAAAUGAACAAACGAAGAGUAAUUCAGGUUCAGGGUAUGUGAAAAAGUAAAUGAACCUCUGGUUUCAUUCGCACCAGUAAGGUAAUAAUUAUAAUCAGGUGUUUAAAUAAUUAGGUAGAUCUUCAGGGGUGAGUUUGGGAAGCCCCGCCAUAUAUAAUGUUCAGAAACAUUGUGAGUCUGGUCUUCACCAUACCGGUGUGUGCUAAGGAAGUCAUGCCACAAAGUAAAAUAAAUCUCUGAGGAUUUCAGAAAAAAAGUUAUUGAUGCUCAUCAGCCCGGAAAGGGUUACAAAAACAUUUCUAAUGAUUGGGGCUCCAUCAAUCCACUGUCACACUGAUAGUCUACAAAUGGAGAAGUUCUAAAUCACAGCGGUAAUCAAAGACUGCACGCAGUGCUCAACACAAUGAAUGGAAACGUAUCGGGAGGGAGGAGGAGCGGCGAUCAAAGACUGCACGCAGUGCUCAACACAAUGAAUGGAAACGUAUCGGGAGGGAGGAGGAGCGGCGAUCAAAGACUGCACGCAGUGCUCAACACAAUGAAUGGAAACGUGUCGGGACGGAGGGUGAGCGGUGAUCAAAGACAUCUCGCAGCGCUCAACACAAUGAAUGGAGACGUGUCGG
Lethenteron reissneri (Far Eastern brook lamprey) is the source of this 4070-nucleotide messenger RNA. RefSeq lists its product as uncharacterized. Lineage: Eukaryota; Metazoa; Chordata; Hyperoartia; Petromyzontiformes; Petromyzontidae. The record is from RefSeq and is a predicted model, not a curated record.